AAGUCUCCUCUUACUCUCUUUCAGGCCAAGUUUCCAGCUCUGAGAAGUCGAAAUCGUUUGCAUUUUCCAUCCUUUUUCAGACGUUUCUGCUCUCAUCUUUCUAAAUUCACAAACUUCUCUCUCUCUCUCUCUCUCUCUGUCUCGUUUAUUAUUUUUUUGAGCUGACACAUGACCGUUCCUUCUGUCAUACUAAAUACACUUGCUCCUCUCAGACCCAUUCAAACGCUCUCCUGUCCAAAUUAACGACUCUCUCUCUCUCUCUCUCAGAUUUGAUUUUUCCUCAACACGAAUAAACAUAGCAACCAUCCACACCAGCCAUAGAUCAGCUGAUGACCACUGAAGAAAAAAAUGGAUUCGAACAUGACGCCUUCUUUGUCAAUAUAUUCAAUACUACACCGCCGGUCUCUGUUUACGCUGUAGAGGUGCUUUGUCCGACAUAGUAGUAAUCUUACUACUCAGAUUGCGCCACAUUUAGAAAGGAUUCCUUCCCAGCGUUGAACUUCUUGUCUUAAUGUUGAGUAACGUGUUGAUAAUUUCAUACGUGUUUUCAGUGUCUGGUGGAUACAGCUCUAUCAUUCACUUCUCAGUUUACGCUUAACUUAUCCUUAGACUUGAAGAAUGCAGAAGAAACAAAGUCCCGGAUUUCAAAGUGUGAUGCUCUCAUUAUAUCAUAUGGAACUCUUGCCUCAGACUUUUGUGAAACUCUACUCGUAUCAAAAGGAUGCAUAGAAUGUGGAUCAAUUAAAGUGGAAAAGUCCAUGGAAGUUGACGACACUAGUGAUUUUCGUCCUCGGAAACUCAAAUCUUCAACUCUUUCCAUUAUACAAGACUCUGUAUUAGUGUGUAAUGUUAGUCAGGAUGUAACAGCAGUUAUGGCCAACAGAUUUGCUGAGAUAAUACUUGACCUUGUGUCACCAAGUUGUAAGGUUAUGGUUCUAUCCUCCCAUCACUAUGGUCAGCUACAAGGGAACUAUAAUCCCAUGAAUGAUACCAGCUGCAUUGUUCAUUCACUCAUCUCACCAGCAUAUACUCAUCCACCAGCGUUUCCACAGUUACCACAGCCUGCAACACUAGACUCAUUACCUGCAGCUGUGCUGACUGAAUGCAUUGUGAAGAAAAGACCUUGUGUGGCUUAUCCUGUAUUCACAGAAACUUAUUCUACUAGUGACUUAGACUUGGUUAUUGAUUCUUUAAUGAAAGCAUUCCGUUGUAAUCCUUUUAAAAGUAUCCUGCCUUCUGUAGACCAAAGUAAACUGCAUCAGUAUAGAGAAAAAAAUUCACGCAAGGAUGUAUUGUAUAGGUACAUGUGAUUUCAAGUCUGAAAUGCUGGAAAGUUAUUCUCUGUUUCCUUAUCUACAUUACAAAUAAAAUUUGAAAUGUACAGAA
This is a messenger RNA of Macrobrachium nipponense, 1386 nucleotides long. RefSeq names its product proteasome assembly chaperone 1-like. Gene Ontology annotation, cellular component: endoplasmic reticulum. Gene Ontology annotation, biological process: proteasome core complex assembly. The transcript is spliced from 7 exons. Gene Ontology annotation, molecular function: proteasome binding. Bases 759 to 1310 code for a protein of 183 amino acids. NCBI's taxonomy places the organism in Eukaryota, Metazoa, Arthropoda, Malacostraca, Decapoda, Palaemonidae. The record is from RefSeq and is a predicted model, not a curated record.